Molecule: messenger RNA, 2022 nt
Organism: Symbiodinium sp. CCMP2456
Lineage: Eukaryota; Dinophyceae; Suessiales; Symbiodiniaceae
Source: the annotation of a GenBank genome assembly
AUGACGGGAGCUCCCACUGCAGCCGAGGGCUACGCCUCGGGACCGCCAAAGGUUGGACCGGAGGCAGCCGAGGUGAAACGGCUUUGCGAAGAAAGGGUAGCAACGUGGAAGUCCGACGGCAAUGCGCGUCUCACUGAGGGUGAUGUUUCCGGCGCUGUCGAAUGCUACUCUCGGGGCAUUGAUGCGGCCAAGGAGGCUGGUGUGGAAGGGAAGCUUCUGAGCCAGCUCUAUCUCAAUCGUGCGCAGGCGCAGGCACGCAUCGGAAAGCAGGCGGAAGCCCUGCAGGACUCCGAGUUUGCACUUGAGCAUGACCAGCUGAACGGACGGGCGUACUGGCGGGCUGCUACAGCUGCUUUGGGACUUAAUCGCCCAGACACAGCUGCUGCACUCUGCAUGCGUGGCAUCAAGGUUCUGGGUGAUUCUGACACCUUGUCCUCGCUGCUGGAGGAGGCAAAGCAGAAGUUGGAAGAGGCGAAGCGAAGUCAGGAGGACACUCAGCGUGCAGCAUCCUCCCAGGUGGAAGCAGAGGAGGUUGAGCCCACCAUUGCGAGCGAGCUCAGCGAGCGUGCGGCGGCCUUGCUGAGAGCCUAUCGCGACCAAGAUGAGGCCGUGCGCAAGUUCGAGGACAUCAGGCGAGCGGUCAAGCUGUUCCAGGCGAGCUUGCAGGAGGACUCGAACAACGAAGAAGCGCUGCUGGGUCUAGGGGAGAUCUUGGAUGAAGGCCUAGGAGGCCUUGAGCCCGACCCAGACGCAGCUCGGGUGCUCUGGAUGCAGGUGCUGCAUUCUGUUGCACUGGUUUUUGCUUCCGUGGGAAGCAACUUGUCUCAGCGUCCAGCUUGGACUUCGGCUCGCCCGCCGGCUCAAGACGAAGAAGACCCCUUCACUUCAUCUCCAGUCCGUCGCAAGAAGCAUCCCUCUCACCUCCUGUUUUUCCAAAUGGAGCAUUAUGGCCUGCCGGCAGCAGCUCUGACGUUUGCAUUGAGCAAUGCGAGCGGUUUGGCAAGAGUUGUGGCAUCCUUGGGCGGGUACAUGAUCUUCACAACAGGAAUUCUGCUGUCGGAUACCCUUGGCUACAACAUCGGUUCCCUCGAGGAUGCAGCAGCUUUCAUUGUGUUCUUCGACUUGGGCUCGAUCUACACUAUUUGGACGCUUCGGGCUCACAUCAACUUGCGAUUCCUCAUAGCGAUGUGGCUUCCAUGGACGAUCUUCGAGCUCAUUGGCACGAGGGUGCUGAUCGCUAACAGUGAUUCGCCCUGGCUGAAGCGCUCUUUCGGCAUCCUUCUAUUCGUUGUUUUGCUGGUGGAUGCCUUUGAGCAACACCGUCGCAACCGACAGGCAUCCAGCUCUGCCGGCGACAGCCCGCAGAAGGCGCAGGCAUUCGGUCAGCCGACGGUCGUCAGUGGGCAGGAGACUGCAGCUGUGCCAGACGCAGAGGUCGAGACUGGCGAGGCAGGCGAACGGUCGCAGGUCCUGCAGAAGCAGCCUUCGCCCACUGGCUUCGACCCGGCAAGACCGCGUGACCUGGCAAAGGCCAUAGCCCUCGGUGCGACUGGUGGGCUUCUGAAAGGCAUGUACACUGUCCCGAUGCCGGCCUUGACGAUCUUCAUUCUUUUCUCUGGCGUCGAUAAAGAUACCUGGCGUGCCAAUUCCGUCCUCAAUUCUGCGGCGGGGCUACCGACAAAGGCAUAUUAUCUUUUCGUCAUGGAGAAAAAAUUCGACAAACGGAGGGUGCCACAGUACAUCGCGACCGUGCUGGGGAUGCUUUGUGCAACUCCACUUGGGAAUUUCAUCGCGAGGCGCAUCAACAAAGAAACCUUCAAGGACGUCGUCCGUGCGCUGACGUUCUCGGGUGCAUGUUCCAUGCUUGCCUCGGGCACUUUUAUGGCUGCUGGGGCCGUCUUGAUCGCCUUCAGCUGCUCGUGCGCCCUUACGAUCUGUCGCUACCGGGCACGACUUUCAGGCGAGAACCAGGCCAGCGGCCCGCCUGCACCUCGGGAAGACGCCCGAACUGUAAGUCUUUAA